Molecule: messenger RNA, 270 nt
Organism: Clunio marinus
Lineage: Eukaryota; Metazoa; Arthropoda; Insecta; Diptera; Chironomidae
Source: the annotation of a GenBank genome assembly
CUCAUUUGUAAUUUCUGUUCUGAACUUUCUACUUCUACUUAAAUGGGCGAGAUCGUGAACAAUAUCGUUUUGUUAAUAAUUUUAACACUUGGGUCAACGACAUUUGCAACAAGACAAUGUGCAGCUGGGCCACAGUUUUGUACUAGAAAUGGUAUAAAUUAUCAACCUGGCGAUAGCGUUCCAAGCCUCGAUUCAUGCAAUACUUGUUGGUGUAAUGGCAAUGUAUCCCCACCUGCAAUCGUCUGUACCAAAAUAGGUUGUCCUUCUUAA